GAGAACUUUAUAUAAAAGUGUCGCCCCCAAUCGAGGCUGGAAUCAGUUGGGUCUAAAUUCGGGCCGAUCGAGAGUUCAGCAUGCAGUGUGUUCUACCCAUUAUCCUGUGCCUGUGGGCCUUCAGUCCCGCCGAGAUCGAAGCGCGUCAGAUCAGGAUUAAUCGCUAUGCACUCAGUGUGCAGGAGGAUCAGGCGGUGGAGGUCAAGGCAGCUCCCUAUCCGGCGGCGGGCUACAGGCCACAAGGUCGCUCCUUCUGGCUACCAGGCGAAGUGGAAGUCGAGGUCCAGGAGGUGCCCAUUGAAGGAUCUGGUUUGGAGGCCGAUCAGCUGGCCUCCACAACCGAGCUGCCUCUGGAGGAGCUACCGACCAGCACUACGGAUUCACCUGCGGACUGGAGCACCACCCCCAACUGGGAUGUCGUGGACACCACCACCUCGGUUCCUCUGGCAGUGAACUCCCGUGCAAGUCGUGCCUUUGAGAAGGCUCCCUACCCGCCAGCCGGGUACCGACCAAGUCGCGCCUUCCGUUUGCCCACCGAGCAGAACCUGGAGGAGCAGCAGCAGAUCCUGGCCAGCAAUGCGACCGAUAGCAAUGCCGAUCAUCCGGUCUGUGGGGUCAGCACGGAUCCCCUGAAGCCCACGCCGCAACCAGGAUCCAAGGAUGAGCCCGAUGCGGAGAAUGUCGUCUUCACCGCCAACGUGGGACCCGCCGUUUUCGUGGCCCGAUCGCCGUCCUCCAUUCCGGUGGCCAUUCCCCUGCGAUCGCAGCCUCUGGUGCAGGCUCCGAGAUCCCGGGGAUUCGCGUACUCAACGCAUGUGGAGCAGAGGUGGUGAGGAGAACUUCUUGUUAACAGUUCAGUAUUUUUAGUUACUUUGGAAUGUAAACCAAUAAAUGUUUGUAAUUGUUAUUUA
This is a messenger RNA of Drosophila elegans, 911 nucleotides long. RefSeq lists its product as uncharacterized. The record is from RefSeq and is a predicted model, not a curated record. Bases 81 to 833 code for a protein of 250 amino acids. NCBI's taxonomy places the organism in Eukaryota, Metazoa, Arthropoda, Insecta, Diptera, Drosophilidae. The transcript has a single exon.